AUAUUCGUCAAAAAUGUUCGGUAAAGCAACAAUCAUUAUUGCCACCUUGGCUCUCUUUUGUUUCCAUUCAGUGUAUAGCCAAGCUCCGGGAGGUAUGGGAGCUGGUCCUGGUGGAAUGAGUGGCGGUAUGGGUGGAAAUGUUGGUGGGUCCGGAGGAAUGGGCAUGCCCGGGGGACCAAGUGGCGGGCCAAAUGGUGGUGGGUCCGGUGGGAUGAGCAUGAGCGGCGGAAUGGGUGGUGGAAUGGGUGGCCCAUCAAAUCAGUGACCGCCGUAUGGUUGAUGUGAAAUUUGACACCGAUUGAUAAUGCUAAUUGUUUUAAAAAUACACAGAUUAUAGAAAAAUUUAACAAUAAAAUUGGUUUAAAAUAAUAA
Messenger RNA from Phyllotreta striolata, 372 nucleotides. The record is from the annotation of a GenBank genome assembly. Lineage: Eukaryota; Metazoa; Arthropoda; Insecta; Coleoptera; Chrysomelidae.